Molecule: messenger RNA, 1149 nt
Organism: Pseudozyma flocculosa PF-1
Lineage: Eukaryota; Fungi; Basidiomycota; Ustilaginomycetes; Ustilaginales; Ustilaginaceae
Exons: 3
Coding region: 1-1149 (382 amino acids)
Source: RefSeq, a predicted model, not a curated record
AUGGGCGGCCCCGGCCCGUAUGCGCAAGCUUGUCAUGGAGCCUGUUGGGCCAGGCCGGGGCCUGAUCCGCUGGAAGCCAGAGAGGCUAGGCUGGGGCCGGCCAGCCGCUCACAUCUUCUCAAGCUGCCGUUACGCAUCAACUGCCCUGCCUCUCAUCGCCUCGCUCGCCCGUCAACCAUUUACCCGACCGCCCACGCACCUUCGUCUCGCACCAUGGCCUCGACCCACUCCACCGCCGUCGACGGCGGCGACGGCGCAGGCAGCCUCAAGCAGCGUCACUCGACCGCCGGUUCGGCGCCUUCCGCAGGUCCCUCGUCGUCGCCUGCUCCCGCCAAGCCAAAGAACGGCGUCACAGCCGUCAUCCGCGAGCUGGCUCCUAGCCUGGCCAUCUUCUCGUACCCUUUUAGCAGGUUCGGCAUCUUCCCCGUCGGCGGCAGGAGCACCGCCGUCAAGCUCAACGAUGGCAAGGUCUGGGUGCUCGCCUCAACCCCGCUCGACGAGCCCACAAAGGCCAAGAUCGAGAGCAUGGGCGACGUCGCCUACCUCGUCGCGCCCGACGCCGUGCACCACCUCUUCCUCUCCCAGUACGCCUCGGCCUACCCUUCGGCCAAGGUCAUCGGCGUCGAGGGCCUCGAGGAGAAGCGCAAGGACGUCAAAUUCGACGGCAUCUACGGCAGGGACCCUCCCGAGACCAAGUACGGCUUCGAGAGCGAGAUCCAGGCGCGCUACUUCCCCACCUUUGCCAACAAGGACGUCAUCUUCAACCACGUCGAGACGCGCACCCUCAUUACCGCCGACCUGCUCUUCAACCUGCCCGCCCACGAGCAGUACCGCAACACGGCCAAGGGCGCGCCCUCGAGCCCCAUCCCCUUUCUCAACUCGCUGUCGAACUACUUCACCCCAGACAGCUCGUUCCACAAGACCUUCCUCGGCUUCGCCGGCGUCGGCGGCACCAUCCCGCACAUGCCCAAGGGAGGCUCCAAGGACGAGAGGAGGAAGAGGUUCGCCCAGGACGCCGCAGAGGUGGCCAAGUGGGACUUUGACAGGAUCGUCAUGUGCCACGGCGACGUGAUCGAAAAGGACGGCAAGAAGGCCUGGCUUUCGGCCUGCGAAAAGUACCUCGAUCCCAGCGGCAACCCCAAGGUCUGA